AUGUCGCUGGUUGUCCGCCAUUAUCGUCAAUAUUUUCUUGUCUUUCUUUAUUCUUUCUUUCUUUCUUUCUUUCUUUCUUUAUUGUCCCAUAUUCUUUCUUUCUUUCUUUCUUUCUUUCUUUCAUUCUUUUCCCAUAUUCUUUUUUCUUUUCACAUAUUCUUUCUUUCUUUCUUUCUUUCUUUCUUUCUUUCUUUCUUUCUUUCUUUCUUUCUUUCUGUUCCCAUAUUCUUUCUUUCUUUCUUUCUUUAUUUCUUUCUUUCUUUUCCCAUAUUCUUUUUUCUUUUCACAUAUUCUUUCUUUCUUUUCCAUAUUCUUUCUUUCUUUCUUUCUUUUCCUAUAUUCUUUCUUUCUUUUUUCUUUCUUUCUUUUCCCAUAUUCUUUCUUUCUCUCUUUCUUUCUUUCUUUCUUUUCCCAUAUUCUUUCUUUCUUUCUUUCUUUCUUUUCCCAUAUUCUUUUUUCUUUUUACAUAUUCUUUCUUUCUUUCUCUCUCUUUCUUUCUUUCUUUCUUUCAUUCUUUCUUUCUUUUCACAUAUUCUUUCUUUCUUUUUCCAUAUUGUUUCUUUCGUCUUUUUUCCCAUAUUCUUUCUUUCUUUCUUUCUUUUCUUUCUUUCUUUUUCCCAUAUUCUUUCGUUCUUUCUUUCUUUCUUUUCCCAUAUUCUUUCGCAUGAUGUCAAAAGAGAGGAAUCGAACGAGGAUGACUUUUCUUUUUUCUUCUUUUUUUUUAAAUCAUGGCGAGCUGCAACAAGAUUUGACGGCUUAAGACACGAAAGAAAAAUGACCGUUUAUUCGACACAAGACAAAAACCACAAACACAAAACGCUCUCUUUUCUUUCUUCGGCCUUCUUUAAAUGGCUAGCAAUCUUUUUUUUCUUCUUCCGGCUCUCAUUUGUUUUCGUUUUUUCUACUUAUUUGUCAUUUUUUUCCUAUUUUUGUUUUUUCUUUGUUUCUUCUCCUUUUUUUAAUCUUUUCUUUUUAUCUACACAUUCCUUUUUCCUCCUUUCUUUUUUCUUUUUUUUCUUUCUUAAUAACAUUCCUCCCUUCCUUCCUUCUUUCUUUCUUUCUAACCAUGCUUUUUUCUUUUUUCUUAAUAGCAUUCCUUUUUUCCUCCUUUCUUUUUUCCUUUCUUUCUUUUUUAAUAACAUUCCUCCCUUCCUUCCUUCCUUCUUUCUUUCUUUCUAA
Messenger RNA from Acanthosepion pharaonis, 1179 nucleotides. The record is from the annotation of a GenBank genome assembly. Lineage: Eukaryota; Metazoa; Mollusca; Cephalopoda; Sepiida; Sepiidae.